Molecule: messenger RNA, 1065 nt
Organism: Galendromus occidentalis (western predatory mite)
Lineage: Eukaryota; Metazoa; Arthropoda; Arachnida; Mesostigmata; Phytoseiidae
Product: syntaxin 16
Exons: 7
Coding region: 1-912 (303 amino acids)
Biological process (GO): vesicle fusion; intracellular protein transport; vesicle-mediated transport
Cellular component (GO): membrane; endomembrane system; SNARE complex
Molecular function (GO): SNAP receptor activity; SNARE binding
Source: RefSeq, a predicted model, not a curated record
AUGGCAGUAAAGAACUUGACCGACGUGUACAUGCUCAUGCGGAGUAACUCCGUGCGAGCGAAACAUACUCUCGAAGAAUUCCACGAUGAAGCGGGUGACACGGUCGCCUUGGUUAGUCCAGACCUAGAGUCAGGAUUGUACAGAGGUAAAAAAGUCCUCCAGCCUCCCCUGUGGACCGACAAUCUCGAGCAGAUCACGGCUGAGCUCGUCAAAAUCCGGAAUCACUUACGGGAUUUGGACCGGCUACACGACAAGCACCUGAACAGACCUUCCCUGAUGGACGAUCAUUCGGAGGAGAGACGGAUACAGACUUCAACGCAGACCAUCGGACAAUUGCUGCAUGACUGCCAAUCGCACGUCAGCAUCAUAAAUCGCUCUGCUUCAGGGAAAAACGAGGGGUCUGCUGAACGACAGUUGACGGAAAAUGUCGUACGAGCUGUCGCCGGUCAGCUGAGGGACGUGACCGAACAAUUUCGGCAACGACAGACGGAUUACUGUAACAGGAUUAAGCAACGCAACAAUGCCGGAUCCUUCUUCGACAACCUCCAAGCAGAGCAGUCACCGACGGAGACUAUCCUACAAAAUGAUAUGAUGUUCGUGACGACUCAAGAUCUGCUGACAUCCGAGGAGGUGGCUCAAAGGGAACAGGAAAUCCAGGGUGUCGUUCGCUCUAUACAUGACUUGAACGCUGUUUUCAAAGAAGUGGCCCAGCUCGUCGUCGAACAAGGAUCGGUGGUCGACCGUAUCGACUACAACGUGGAACACGUGCAAGCCUCGGUGCAGCAAGGUCUCCAGCAACUACACAAAGCGGCUGCUUAUCAACGCGGUAACGCAAAGUUGAAGUGCAUCGUCAUCUUGACAGUAGUGACCGUUUUCAUGACUAUUGUCUUAUUCGUGACGAAGUUGAGCUGAGGGCCUCCUGUGAUCUCUCUCAUCGAGCAUGAAGAUCCUGCGGAGUUCUCGGAACGAGCCCCAACUCCUUCCCCGAAGUUGCCUCAUGAGGGUUUCGUUCAUCAUGUUGGUCAUGUCAAGGUUCUACUCGAGAUCGAACGUAAUCCGCCGUAU